Mycena citricolor is the source of this 2565-nucleotide messenger RNA. NCBI's taxonomy places the organism in Eukaryota, Fungi, Basidiomycota, Agaricomycetes, Agaricales, Mycenaceae. The record is from the annotation of a GenBank genome assembly.
CUUGUGGACACCGCCAUCAGCCGGUGGCUGUAACUGUCCCACGCUGUUGCGGAGAGUCACGGCGGCGUUAAUUAGCAUUGGCUGGAGACAGCCUGAGAUUUCGAGGGAAGAAACACAACAGGGACGUCGAUGAUGAUGAAUGCGAGGGGAGAACACGUCAGCUCACCCCGGAUUCGCUCGGGACGUAACUUGACAUUGCAGAGGCUCGCUCUUAGGCUGGCCCAGCUCAGCGCGCGGCCGUUUGUAGGCGGUGUGCGUGGCUCUGGCCUCUCUGCGUUGUGUGGAAUUCCUAGUGGAAGACAUCCGUCGGUUUGUUCAGGCAUAACAGGGCAUAACCGCAUUUCCGAUCACUUCUGCAUUCCUGGUUUAUCCGAACGCGUGAACAUAAACCUUAAGAGCAGCAGCGAGAGCAGAGCAGUCCAAAGGGGGGACCAAGGAUCCCGUGCUGCCACCAUAAGCAUAUAUGUAGCAGCGCUCGCAAUGAAUCAGCAUUUGGCUCGAGUGGGAGUCACUGUCCACUACAAAGCAAUCUGAGCCUUGGGCUCUUCACAUGCUGAUGCUUACGUAACAAACAACAACCCACUACUCUGAAAUUCCCUUAGCUUCCACCACACCGCCCAGCCGCACGUCCCGUCCUGUGUCUCUUUACGACCCCCUACGAACCGAACGACAUCAUCUCCGUUUCCUUGCCCGUGGACUCGACCUUAUUUGUCUCCUAUCUCAGCGUCACCUGUGAAGCCGCUUCCCCACCACUCACGUUCAGCAUCCUGCGGCCUUCGAGCCCAGCACUCCCGAGUUUGCAAGCAAAAUGGAUCAGUGGACCGUCGCCGUCCUCGGGGAUGGUGGUGUAGGUAAAACCGCGCUAGCCGUGCAGGUGAGUGCACAGUCGGCUUGAUCGCGUUAUCCCGGGAUUGACUGUGGGUCACUAGUUCACACUUAACUGUUUUGUCGGUGAGUUCCUACCAUUUCUACCGACUGAGACUACCCGCUGACGAUGGGAACCGUAUUCUCGCAGAGGUACCAUCGUUCGAUACCCAUUAUCGCAUCAUCAGCCGCUAAACAGCCCCUGCCAUAGACUUACGAUCCAACGAUAGAAGAUGCUUACCGUAAACAAUUCGUCGUCGACAACCGCAUGUGUUUUGUGGAGGUGAUUGACACUGCAGGGCAGGAGGAGUAUGCGACACUUCGAGAUCAAUGGGUCCGAGAAGGCCAAGGAUUCAUUCUGGUGUAUUCGAUCGCUUCUCGCUCAACCUUCAACCGGCUCGAGGUCUUCCGUCAAUCGGUGCGGAGGGCAAAGCGUGGAGACCCGAUCUUGUUGCUUGUGGGCAACAAAUGUGACAAGACGUAUGAGCGCGAAGUGACGAAAGAGGAGGGAGCCGCCUUAGCCCGGCAAUUCGGCUGCGAAUUCAUCGAGACUUCAGCGAAGACGGCACAAAACGUCGAGCGCGUCUUCACCAGUCUUGUGCGCUCUCUCCGACAAACAAGAAAUGUGGAACCUGGUGUAGCACCAACCCCUGGCAGACCGAAGGAAAAGAAGGAAAGGAAGUGCAUCAUCUUCUAAGGAUUUUUUUCUGGGAUCGUCGUGUCUACUUAGAUUGCUCCUUCCUUUUACCUCCUUCGAUGAUACCAGUGUUUCCUUGUUUUUGGCUACGCACUCCUCUGCUCUGCAUCUCCAUCACCUGUUGUUUCGAUACACACCCUGUUACACACUGCUUUAUCGUGACUUGUACGUCGUACGUGGCUGACACCUCUCAAGUCAGAAUGAUGUGGCCGUCCCACUACCUUCUCCCUUGGAAACGUCUGGCCUGGGUUUCACGAUUGCUUCCAACCCCCCCAUGUCUCAAACCUCAAAUGAGCUCGCUGGUGAUGUAAUGAGACUGUGCGACGACGCGGACUUUCUGGUUCGCUCUUCUGUCGAUGGUUCGACGUUCGCGGUCAGCCGGCACAGAAUGUCUGCUGGCUCACAUGUAUUCAGUCCGUGCUCUCGCUUCCGAUAGUUCGGCAGGCUCAUAAGGCUUCUGCCACGCAGGCGACAUGUUCACAUGCUGCGACUCGGUCUCCUCUCAACACAGAUCACACACUCUCGAUCUCGACGAAUCUCAGGGUUCGCUGACGUCCCUGCUUCGUCUGAUCCACUCUCCGCCGUCCCCCCCGACUCAAUUCAUCCGCAAGCCGCGAGAGGAGAAGGUCAAGACACAUCUGCCCGUCCGCUUCGACCUGUCUACAGCAAUCCCGUUGCCCAUCCUGCGGCUUCUGCUACAACUGGCCGACAAGUAUGCGCUGUCAGAUCCGGAGUCCCUCAAAGCGUUACGGGAACACCUCUUGGCCUAUGCUCCCACCGAUGGGCUGGAAGUCUACGGUCUGGGCUUGCGAUACUUGGAUCUGAUCGGAGAGCAUGUUGUCAACGAGGCCAGCCAGUAUAUUUUCCCUCUGCCGACCUACUCUCUGGACCAGAUUCAAGUGGUUCCCUCCGUUCAUGACCAUCAUCGCAUUCUAAGGCUUCAGAACUUCCGCGCUAAGGCCUUGCAGAAGAUCGUAGUCGAAGAAGACUUGUUCCCGCAUGGU